Molecule: messenger RNA, 5123 nt
Organism: Medicago truncatula (barrel medic)
Lineage: Eukaryota; Viridiplantae; Streptophyta; Magnoliopsida; Fabales; Fabaceae
Exons: 9
Coding region: 2585-3934 (449 amino acids)
Source: RefSeq, a predicted model, not a curated record
ACCCUCACCGAUUCAUAGUCUUCAAACCUUAUCUCCAAGCUUCCAAAGUUCCAAACCUUUUCCAUCACUACCAAAACACCUUUCUUUUCACCGAUUCAUAGUCUUCAAACCAUUCAAUUCCUUCCUUAUGCAUCUUCGAUUCAUGUUUUUCAAUUGAUACCAAAACCCUCAAACACCCAAACCCAUUUGAUUCCCUCAAACCUCUAAAUUCCUAAUCUUUAACCGAUUUCAAAACCCUCAAACACCCAAAGCCUCAUCUGUGGUCCUUGUCGAAUUCUUCUCUCAACAUUAAAAAUUGAGGUUUGUGAAAAGAAACAAGCAGAUCUACUGUUAUUUGAGGAGGUUUGCUGCCAAAUCAAGAGGAUCUAGAGCUGCGACCCAUCACUGUUAUUUGAACUGCUAUAAUUGUCAGCACAUCAAUCGCCGUUGCACCAAAAUUGUCGUCUGAAAUCUCAAAAUUGUGCAGGAGUCAUGUCAAUUGAUAAAUCAUGGAUUUGCAAACCACUAGGCACACCUGAAUAUGAAAAUGGGAUAAUUCACUUUUUGAAUUUUGCAUUUGAACAUCAAUCUGCUGAUUUACUUACAAUUAAGUGUCCGUGUUCAAAAUGUGGUUUCAAGAAGGGGGGAACAUGGGAUGAAGUUUACAUACACCUAAAAAAUAGAACUUUUCCAAAAAAUUACAAAAUUUGGAUUUGGCAUGGUGAAAGACCAAAUGUAAUCGCAUCUGAGGCAGUUCAAAGAACCUGUGUUCCAGAAGAUACUUUUCAACCACAAAAUCCAAUGGAAAACAUGGUCAAUGAUGCAUUUGGAAUUGGUCGAAACAACCUGGACGAUGCUGGUCCAUCCUCUGUGCAUAACAAUGAAGGGCGUAACUCGACACAUGAUGCAGACGAUGUCGAGAUUUAUGAGUUGUUAAAGGAGGCAAAUGAAGAAUUAUAUGAAGGGUGUACAAAGUAUUCAAAAUUGUCAUUUAUAGUUAAAUUGUAUCAUAUAAAGUGCUUGUGUAGAAUGAGUGACAAAGCCAUGACUAUGAUUCUUGAAUUGUUAAAAGAUGUGUUCGGAGAUGCAAAGAUUCCUAAUUCAUUCUAUGAGGCUAAGAAAAUCAUCAACAAACUUGGUCUUGGUUAUAUUAAGAUACCUGCUUGCCCAAAUGAUUGUAUGUUAUAUUGGGGUGAAGAAAAUCAAGAAUUGGAAGAAUGCAAAAUAUGCAAGACAUUUAAGUGGAAGGAUAACAAGAAGAAACAACCUGCAAAGAUAUUGCGCUACUUUCCACUAAAGCCAAGAUUGCAAAGGCUAUUUAUGGGUUCCAAAACCGCAGAGUCUAUGAGUUGGCAUGCAUUGGAUGGUAACCAAGAUGGGCUGAUGCGACAUCCUAAAGAUUCCGAGGCAUGGAAAACGUUUGACUUACUUCAUCCUGAAUUUGCAGCAGAUCCUCGAAAUGUACGACUUGGCCUAUCCACCGAUGGCUUUAACCCUUUUGGAGUUAUGAGUUCAAACUACAGCAUUUGGCCGGUGGUUCUUAUCCCAUACAAUCGCCCUCCAUGGGAGUGCAUGAAGCAAACAUCAAUGAUCCUUUCCAUGAUCAUUCCUGGGAAACUAGCCCCGGGAAAUAACAUUGAUGUGUACUUACAACCUCUCAUCAAAGAGUUGAACGAAAUGUGGUAUGAUGGAGUGCGUACAUUAGAUUCAUCAAAAAAUGAAAUGUUUACGUUGAAGGCAACUGUGAUGUGGACAAUUAGUGACUUUCCAGGGCUUGGUACUUUAUCUGGGUGGAACACAUACACUGGUUUAGCCUGCCCCACUUGUAAGUUUGAAACAGAUAGUUGUAGACUAAAGAAUGGUAGGAAAUGGUGUUUUAUGGGUCACCGGCGAUUUUUAAAAAAAGAUCAUAAAUUUCGAUUGAAUCGGUCUCGUUUUAAUGGAAAAUUUGAGGAAAGGGAACCCCCUUCAACUUUGUCUGGGUUGGACAUAUUAAAUCAGCUUAAGAACAUUGAUGUUACUUUUGGGAAGGAGCCAGAAUCUAAUGAUAAAGGUAAAAAAUCUCGAGGAAAGAAACCAGUUGAAAAAGGAAAGAAAUCAGUUGAAAAGGGAAAGAAACCAGUUGAAGAAGGAAAGAAGUCGGUUGAAGAAGGAGACAAACCAAUUAGAAAAAGAAAAAGACCAGCUGGAAAAAAAAAAGAGACCAAUCGAAGAAGAAGAAAAGCCAACAAUUGAAGAUAUUAAGAAACAAUGGAGGAAGAAAAGCAUAUUUUUUGAUCUUCCUUAUUGGGAGUCCAACUUAUUGCGUCAUAAUUUAGAUCCAAUGCACAUUGAGAAAAAUGUAUGUGAUAAUGUUGUAUACACUUUGCUCAAUGAUUCUGGGAAAUCAAAAGACAAUCUUAAUGCUCGGAAGGAUCUUAAAAAAAUGCGUAUAAGGAAGGAUCUUUGGCCUGAUGAUAAUGACAAAUUUCGCCCAUCUAUAUUUACGAUGUCAAAUUAAAAGAAAGAUGUCUUCUUACAAACUUUGAAGAAUACUACAGUGCCAGAUGGGUACUCAAGCAAUAUCUCAAGGUGUGUUGACUUAAAAAAUCGUAAGCUUUUUGGAAUGAAAAUCCAUGACUGUCAUGUUCUUAUGGAGCAAUUGCUACCUUUAGCAAUACGAAAUGUCCUACCAGACAAUGUGACUGCAGUGUUAAUAGAGUUGUGUUCAUUCUUUCGUCAAUUAUGUGCCAAGAGUUUGAGUCUCUCGGAUCUUGAUAGGCUCCAGGAUCGAAUUAUUCUCACUCUUUGUCACUUAGAAAUAUUAUUCCCUCCUUCGUUCUUUACAAUCAUGGUUCAUUUGACCAUUCAUCUUGUGGAUGAAGCAAAACUUGGAGGUCCAGUACACUAUCGCUGGAUGUAUCCUAUUGAAAGGUAUUUGGGACACUUAAAAGGCUAUGUUAGGAAUAAGGCACAACCCGAAGGUUCUAUUGCUGAAGGAUAUGUUGCUGAAGAGGCUCUCACCUUUUGCUCUCUAUAUGUAGAAGGGAUUGAGAUUCGAAUCAAUAGACCUGCACGUGUUGAUGAUUAUCCUGAUGAUAGCGCUUCAUCACGUACAUCUACAAUUUUUCCACCAAUGGGUAAAGCAGUAGGAGCAUUCCAAAGUUUUGAGCUAUCAGAUAUGGUGAAAACUCAAGCACAUCGUUAUGUGUUAUUUAAUUGUCCACAAGUCAAGCCUUAUAUAGAUGAAUUUAAGGACUACUUGUGGAGGCGAUCUAAGGGACGUAGACCGACAACAACAGAGAUAGAGAAAAUAGUAAAUAAAGAUUUCAUGGACUGGUUCCCUCGAAGGAUUAUGAACCCCGACAUAUCAAGUACAAUACCAGAUGAUCUCAAGUAUCUUGCAAAAGGCCCAUCAACACAAGCUAGAAGAUGUUCUGCAUAUAAUAUUAAUGGAUUCAAAUUCCGAACAGUUGCACGAGAGCAUGGAUUUAAAACCCAAAACAGCGGAGUUUAUUUAACAUCUGCAACAUCCUGUGUUGCUAGCAGUGCAGAUGGAAAUGUUAGAGAAGCCGAUUUGUUAUAUUAUGGAAAAUUACAAGAUAUCAUUGAGCUUAACUACUCUGGUUUUAAAGUUACUUUAUUCAAAUGUACAUGGGCUGACACAACUACAGAUAGGGGGUUUAAAAAAGAUGCAUGGGGUUUCAGUUCCAUUAAUUUUUCCCGAGUGAUUCACACAGGUGAUCGUGAAGAUCAUGAUCCGUACAUUGAGGCUUCACAAGCGCAAAUGGUCUAUUAUGUUAAUGAUGAGCUGAGUAAAGACUGGAGUGUUGUUGUCCAUUUGAAGCCAAGAGACUUGUAUGAUAUGGGAGAGCAAAUAGAUACUGAAAUUUGUCCCGAUCAAGACUUUAGUCAAUUUUUUCAAGACUCUGAUGAUCUAUCUUUGAUAAGGGAGGACGCAGAUGAUGAGGAAUGAAUUAAUGAGAGAGGGGAAUGUUAAUAUUCUUAUAUGAUUUUGACGUGUCAAUGUUAAGACAUACUUUCCUUCUAUGAUUUUUAACCAUUAAUAUCAUUGUUAUAUGCAACUAGUUCUAUGAUUAGCAUGUUUAUAAAGUUAUGUUUGAAUAUAGUUCUUUAAAUUUAGCAUUAUAAUUAUUCAAAUCAUUUGUUACUGAUUUCUUUAAUUUACAUAUACAGCAAUGCCAAAGUCCAGGAGGAUAAAGAAUUUCCUUAAAGUAUCAAAUGAGAGCUCUUCACAUGGUGCAUCUUUCCCCAAUCUAACUUCCUCACAACAUCCACAAGAAGAGGUUGCAAGUUCACAUCGUGGAGCAAAGGUAUCAGUUCAGCCACACAAUCAAACAUCCUUGCAAUCUACACAACAAAGGGUUGCACGCUCUAUAGAGGUUGCACGCACUACACAGGUUGUAUCUGCCUCCAAUGAUCAAAAUCAAGCUCCACAUGCAUCACAAAAUGAAUCCCCUACACUGGUUGCUGCAAGUAUAUCGUCUCAAAUACCAAAUCAAACACGCUUGCAACGUGAAGCUAAUGCACCUAUUCAGCAAACCAAUCUAACUUCCUCACAACAUGAAGCUAAUGUACCAGUUCAGCCACCCAAUCUAACGGCGCAAUCUGCGCAACCAAUUGCCGCACGUCCUCGACGUAGAGGUGGACGAGAAUCUACCCAUUAUUGGUCUGUAGAUGCACUAGAUGAACAGAAUGAUGCAAUUCGAAAACUUCAUUUGCUGGUUAAGGACAUCAAUAACUUGCCUGAUGGAUUGCGAGUCAUUGUGGAUUUUGAUGAACAACAUACACCUAUUGGAGAUGAUGCUGGUUUUCUUUCUAGAGUAUGUGGAUUAGUAGCAACACAUAGUCCCUUUUUCCCUAUAAGUUUGGAUAAGUGGUCAGAUAUGCCAGCUAAUUAUUUUGAUACACAAUGGAAAUAACUCUUUGAGCGUCGAUUAUGUUUCAAUGAAGUUGAAGAUUUAGUUAAAAGAUAUAUUGAGGGUUCAAUUGGCAAAAAGUGGAGAGAGUAUAGACUUAAACUAUUUGAUGAUAACUUCGAUCCUACUUUGAGCAAGAAUGAAAUUGUCAACAAUAGACCUGAGAAUGUUCCCUUGGACCAUUGGGUGAAAUUUGUUGAAUAUCGCUUGAAACCCGAGACUAUG